This is a messenger RNA of Monascus purpureus, 7608 nucleotides long. The record is from the annotation of a GenBank genome assembly. NCBI's taxonomy places the organism in Eukaryota, Fungi, Ascomycota, Eurotiomycetes, Eurotiales, Aspergillaceae.
GUGACUCUGUCUUCCGAAGAGUACAUCGGUAUUCGGAGACGAGUAGGCGUCCUUUUUGAUAUGUUCGACGAUGCGGUGAUUGUUGAGAUAUCUCGGAACCUGGAGACUUACACGUUCAGGGUCUGGGACAGAACUUAAACUACGCCCUAAAUCUCCGAGAGUUCAAAUAUUUCUGGAAAGGAAGGUCGGUACUUUGCUGAAUAGCCUGUCAUCCCUGGGUGUUCAGCAAUGAUGGAGGGCCAGCGACACCAAUAUAUUCCGGCCGCCUCGCUACCAGUGGGCUUACCACCUCCUCCCCCUCGACACCCUCCGACGCAACCUCAAAGUAUGGUCCCUCCUCCGCCUCCGGGGCCGCCUCCUGGAACGGGAUAUGGGUUCUCAUCACAGCAGAGCUGGGACAGACACCCAUUGUCUCAGGGCCUUCCCCCACCGCCGCCUCUACCUCCUUCCUUGGCUGCGGCGAAUCAAAACCAACAUUUGACGUAUAAUCGUCAAUCAACCCCUCUAUCUGUACCCUUAAUACCCCCCUCGAGUGAGAGUCAUCCUUUGACUGCUGCAACCUAUAUCCCUGGACCCGAUACUUUUGGGGUUGGUAUCCCUCCAUUGGAUUCCCACCGGCAUUCCACGUACGAUAACGCCAAUCAGUCAUACGUGCAGAGUAAUGCAAACCAGUCUACACACAGAAAAGAAGCGGCGAUUCCACCUCAGUCAGCUCGCUACGUCUCUGCGCCCCUCAUCCUGCACGAUGACGUUCAUGAACUGGUCUCGUCUAGCCUACCAACGACAAUUCCACAAAACGCCCAGACUCAUGCUGCGGGCCGAGGUCCUGAUUCGUCUGAGCUAUAUCCUCACAAUUCUACGCUGGGUGGUGUGUCGCCAAAUGAGGCGGCUGCUAUAUGGCCACUUGAUCGGGUAUUGUUAUGGCUUGCUCAGAACGGAUUUUCAAAUGACUGGCAGGAGACAUUCAAGUCUUUGGAGCUUCAGGGAGCAGAUUUCUUGGAACUGGGUCAUGGCUCAAACGGUAGACCGAACUACGGCAAAUUACAUAAAGUUGUAUACCCUCAACUGGCCAAAGAGUGUGAGAAGAGUGGAACAGGGUGGGACCAAGCUCGUGAGCGAGAGGAAGGAAAGCGCUUGCGUAGGCUGAUCCGUCGGAUUCAUGAUGAUGGCAAUCUAGAUUCUGGAAUUCCCAUUCCAAGACGACAAGAACAUCAACAACCACAAUCCGCAAGCGUACCCUCUGAUGCUGGGUCUGAGAUAUCCCCAAUCCAUGUUCAUGAGCCGGUCUCUGCUCAUCCGGGUUUUGGAACUGCUGAGAACAGUCCCGGACAAACCUCCGGUCUCCAGGCAUUACAUGCCGGUUAUCAGCGACAGAGUGCCGGGCAAAUGCGUUCUGUAACUUUGCCUAUUUCGACUAGUCGCGAGUCAUCAGCACUUGAGCCCAAAGUUUCAGAAGCAACCCCAUGGACCCGACUAGGCGCCACACGAACGGCAUCGGCUUCCAUCGGGUCUGAUCAUCAAAGGCAAAGCCUUUCACUAUCCAGUGACGGUGGUGGUCUCCCAGCUAUUCCCUUUCGACCGCAUGAGGAUAGUCCUCAGAGUGGCAGCCCUGCGGCACAGCAUGCUUCACUGGCCUUUUCGGGAACGACUGCCUCAUCUAUUGGGGACCCAUUCUCCAGAUAUGAACACUCUCGAGGCAACAGCUCGGAUUCAAUCAACGGUGGGAGCCGAGUCGCCCCUUCCGCAGGUAGCCGUUAUUACGAAAGUCGCAAACAAGGGCAGACAUCUGCUCGUCCGUCACCACAAGAGCCGGGUCCCCGUCAGUUCGGCAAUGAAAACUAUUCUUCUUACUCAAAGGAGCCGAGCAAGGGGUUUCUCACAAGCUUUUUCAAGCGUAAGCCUCCCAAAGGCAGUGAUUCAGGACAUCCAUCACCAGACGAGCAUGGAUCAGAAUCUCCUACCAGCCCAAUGUACAUACGCCAACAGAAUGGCUCUUAUCUUCCAUUCACCAAAUCCGAUUACAAUGCUAGCGAUACGUCGUUAGCGGAUCGCCUACCUACAGCGCCAUCAUCGGAAAGUGCUUCGACACGGGCAAAAUCAGGUCAAAAGACGAAGAAGUGGAUAUUUGUGACAUCGGAUCUUUUGAACUACCGUCUAGUAGAUAUAACGGACAUAGACACUGUCGAUACGCUGCGCACUGUAAUUUGCUCGAAACUGGGGAUCUUUGACUGGCCUAGUGCUCAAAUUUUCUUGACGGAACCUGGACAGACAGAGCACGAGGAGCCCAUGAAUGAUACUGCGCUGUGGGUUUGUCAAGGAAGAAAGGCAGAUCCUGUGGCCUCCCUAAAAUUCUACGUGCGUGGGCCGCAAAUUAGCAUCGGCAACCCUCCACAAAUUGUACAUGGCCUUGGUAUCCCGAUCCCUGAGAAGAAUGCCGUGUCUCCAACGACUGGACAGCAGGUACACAGAAAACCUCUUGACGACGAAGCUAUCAGUAGGAUUUCACAGCAAAACCAGAACCCAUCACCAUCCUCGCCACUGAGUUCUCGACAGCCGGCGUCUUCUGUACAUCCAACUGAGCGUGGUGAAUCACAACUCCAGACCGGAGGGUCGGCGGGAGAUGGAACUCCAGAACCUGCCCAGCUUUUGGGCUCAGACAAGGCAGACUUACUUGCCCGCUAUGAAGAACAUCAACGGGAGGUUGAGAGAAAACAAAAGGCAUACCGUAUUUCCAAGCUGCCACCUGUACAACCAAGAAAGGAUAUGUACGGUGAAACUGGAUACCGACGUGAAGGAGUAAUAGACUUUGAUACUCCACGCAUUUCUCCUUACGAUAACAGCGAGAAGAAAAAUGAGACACUUAUUCCUCGGCGCAAGCCCCCAUUCCCACCCCCUGAAUCCAGCACCCUUACCAAGGUCAAUUCCCUGAGCAAGAGAAAUGUGGAUCGCGUGCAUCCACCGGCACCUAACCAGAGCCGUGGCCUUGCGGCGGCUAUUGCAAGCGUGGGCAAAAUGUCAAGCUCCAUUGGGACACCUUCGCCUUCGGCGCCUCCAGUGCCAGUCCCUCAGGCUUUGGCCCCAGGUGUCGAUGGCUUGAAUGCAGAUUCUGCCUCGGUUUACCCUGCCCAGAGAAGCCCAGACGAUAAAAGAGUCAUUGCGAAACCCGUCGCAGAACAGAAUGCAAACGUAUCAACUCGCAAUGCUGAGCAACCUCCUCCGGCAGAUUCCUCUGUCCAGGAACGCCCACAAUUGCAGUCUCGCAAGUCAUAUGGACCCGAGUUUGACUUCGAAGAGGCGAAAGUUUCCUUCGAAAGCUCACCACAGCCACAAGAAGAGUCUGACGAAGAGUCCGAUGAUGGUCUUUUUGCAAUACCAUUGACAACUAGCAAAAAACAGGAUAAAGCACAAAAGGCCGCCCCUUCAACCCCGAGUGUCAGUAAAGAGCCCAAGAAACCGACCCUUAAAUUAGAGACGGAUAAAAGGAAAAGCAAGGCUUCAGUGGCCUUCAAGUCACCGACUAUUGGAACAUUCAUGCAUAGCCCUAAUGAGCCAGGAGACGUCAAAGAGAGCUUUUAUUCACCUAGUUCACCCCAGCCCGAGGGACUCUCAAGAAGGCGUUCAUUCGCUGGUGGUGAUGUGUGGGCAGACAGACCUCCAGUGGAAGGAGUCAUCGAGAACCUGGAUGAAUUCUUCCCUGAUAUUGACCUGGAUGCACCGUAUCUAGAAGGUAAUCCAGCCUCUCCUCCCCCGUCCCCUGCGGCCAAAGGUCCUUCUGGAAGCGAUCCGAAUUUGAAGGGAAGAGAUGACCCUCCCCCUUAUACUGCGCUGCCUGGUGGUAGUGGCUCGGACACUCUCGGUUCGGAUGAAUCUACCCUGAGACCAGGAGAUACCAAUGUAGUGGCCCGGCGUAACGUGGGCCGCUCCGGUGGACUUACCCGAAUGAAGUCAAUUCGAGAGGUUGCGAAGGGCGCCAAUCAAACCCACAGAAAUCGAAGUAUCCAUACAUCCGGAAACCAAAAAUCUGGCGAUAUUCUGCGUCGCAAGAGUACGAAGAUGUUUGGAGCAAGAAUCAUGCAAAUCAGCCCGAAGCCCGGCAAACGGCUGGAUUACCUUGAGCCUCUUCCACAAAAUAAUUCAUCCCAAGGAAGUCAACUACAGAGACAGCCAACUUUCCGUAUUAUUCGCGGUCAGCUUAUUGGUAAGGGAACAUAUGGUAGGGUCUAUCUGGGCAUGAAUGCGGACAAUGGUGAAGUCUUAGCUGUUAAGCAAGUGGAGAUCAAUCCGAGACUCGUUGGACAAGAUACAGACCGAGUCAAAGAGAUGGUUGCUGCUAUGGACCACGAAAUAGAUACAAUGCAGCAUCUCGAACACCCCAACAUUGUGCAAUAUCUGGGAUGUGAGCGAGGCGAAUUUUCCAUUUCUAUCUACCUCGAAUAUAUCUCUGGUGGCUCUAUUGGUAGCUGCCUCCGCAAACAUGGCAAGUUCGAGGAGAGUGUCGUGAAGUCUCUCACGCGUCAAACCUUGAGCGGGCUGGCGUAUCUGCAUGAUAAAGGUAUCCUGCAUCGUGAUAUGAAAGCGGAUAAUAUCCUUCUUGAUCUUGAUGGAACCUGCAAGAUCUCGGAUUUCGGCAUUUCGAAGAAAUCCGACAAUAUCUACGGGAAUGAUUCGUCGAAUUCAAUGCAAGGGUCGGUUUUCUGGAUGGCCCCCGAGGUUAUCCAAUCUCAAGGACAGGGAUACAGCGCCAAAGUUGACAUUUGGUCUCUCGGGUGCGUGGUACUAGAGAUGUUUGCUGGCCGUCGCCCAUGGAGCAAGGAAGAAGCCAUCGGCGCCAUAUUCAAACUUGGAAGCCUGAACCAAGCUCCUCCGAUCCCAGAUGACGUCUCCAUGAACAUCAGCCCUGAAGCGCUCGCUUUCAUGUAUGAUUGCUUCACGAUAGACACAUACGAGCGUCCAACCGCGGAGACACUUCUCACGCAACACCCGUUCUGUAUACCCGAUCCGAGUUAUAAUUUCCUCGAUACGGAACUUUACGCCAAAAUCAGACAUGUUCUCUGAAAGGAAAUGAACACUCUUCUGUUGGAAUUUUUGAAUGGAAAAAAGGGGAGGUGUCAUUUAAUUCAGCCUGUCUUCUUCCUCUCUCUCUCUCUUUUUAAGCGCAGUGCAUGUACCCUCUGGAGGGUUUGUUUGGCAUUAAGCCUAUACCCUAUGCUUUUAAUGAUGUAUGCAAUGGUUUACUCCGUACAGCUACUAUUAAUACAAAGUAUAAGAGAGUUUGAUAUCAUUUCCAGUAGAGGCCUUCUGAUUUACAGCUAUUUACAUGAUCUGUUGACAUUGAAUUAACGACACCAACCUAGGACUUCAGAACCACCGGAUUCUGCGUCCGGGGUUUGCUCGUUUUCCCCUUCACGUCGUUCCCUGCAGCAUUCGCCGCAAACCUCUCCCUAGCCAGAUCAAUCCGUGACUUUGGUCGUUGACCCACAUUACCGCUAUUGUUGGUAUUAUUGUUUAAGUCCCUAUCAUUACUAGGCAGCUGAUUAAGGCCCUUCGCUCUCGCAGCCCACUCCCCACGUCGUCUCUUGUAGAGAUCCAUAGACCAAUUCCUCCACACGGCUCUGCCGACGAAAGAAUCUCGAAGGGUCAGCUCGUCCUGGACGAGUUCUUGAGCCAUUCUCUCUUUCACGAAGAAGAUAUCCUUUGUUGCGGGCCAUAAUGCGUCGACGACGUGGGAGCCACUAGAGUCCAGUGCGAGUUCCUUCAGAUGACCUAGGAAGCGAGAGGUAAAUUGACGCCGGAAUUGGAGGGUUGAGGUCGGCAGUGUCAAGGCUUGCUGCAGGACGUGGGAUGCGGUGGGAUCCUUGGAGAUUGAGAGCAGGGAGUCCACGGGUUGAGCGAGAAGACUUGUGAAAAUGAGCUCGCUGAUUGGGCCCGGGACCGUGAGCAUUGUUUGGACGAGUAGAGAGGCAUGAAGUUUUUCGGCGUUGUUUGAGGAUGGCUUGGUGGAGGUUUGCUGAUCGCCCUGUUCGGGACUUUCUUUUUCUUUGUCCAUGGAUCGGCUGUUGUCGAGUUUCAGCAUCUGAGCCAGUCGCUUAGCCGGGUCUUUGUCGUGAGCAGCCUCCAAUGCCUUGGCUAAGGGACGUGUGUCGACAUCACGGACCAUGCAGCGUUCGAUGAGCACCUUGGGGAUGAUUAAUCUUGAUCGCUCGACAAGGGAAGGGAGUUCGGGGAGAAUGAGUUCCAUGGCAUUCUGAAGGUCAUCCUUUCCAAGUCUCUCCAAGACUCGGACAACGACGUAGCCAGCAGUUAGAUUCCGCGCAAAGGAUCUGAUAUUGCCGUGAAUGAAGUUUUUGUAGAGAUUCUUGAACAGCUUCCCCGGGCACCAUCGUACAAUGGUUUCCAGCAAGUGCGAGCCGACUGGGUCGUAGAACAAGCCUCGAACGAAGAUUGCGCUGCUGGACCCUUCUUCUAAAGAGUCGUCGGGCAAUAGCCUCUUUGUGAUUGAAUUCGACUCCUUCGCGCUAGAUUUGCCGAAGUGGUGAAGCUCCAGAUAGAGAAGUACCUGCAAAACGGGAUUGCCAACUGGAUGAGUGGCCAAUGCCCGAAGAUACGUAUCAUCCAGCACGCAAACCAUAUCCUUAAUAAUCUUUUUCAAAGUGGCCUCAAACGACUGAGGUACAUCUCUUUUUUGUGUGAUAGCAUUCUCACUCUGAGCCUCCAAAUCUGGAAGACCCAAUUUUUCCUUCUUUCUACUCGCGACCACCGAGUCUGCGGACGACAAGUCAACUGGUUCCCCUGCAAGGACAAGCAGAAGAACCCGAAUAGUGUGCGAUGCAAACCGUUCUGUCAACAAGUAGCCCCAAUUCUCUUGAAGUUCCUCUACAACCUUGAUGAACAUUUCCUCGAGGGACAGCUCCGGCUCUGGUUCCGCUUCUUCUUCUUCAUAACCAUCCGAUUGUGGUUUCUUCUUCCCUUUCGACUUUGAUGUUUUCUGGUUUACCAGAGGCGCCGCAUGAAUAAACAACGUCUCACAACAAUGGCUGGCAAACCGAUGCUGCACAAGAUGCAGGAAAUGACCGAUGAAUUUGUCGAAUAGCCUUCGAAUCUGGUGAACAUUGGACAUGGAGAUCAACUUCUCCAUCAACCUUGAGCAUGACUGACUACAUGCAAUUUUCAGCUCCUUGCCACUCGCCUCCUUAUACACGCUGUCGACAAAUAGCCGCCUCUCUUCGACGUCACCGAACUGGUUUAAUUCCAGCAACUCGUUGGCUCGCGAGAAGUAUUCCUGCUCUUCGGUGUCGAGGAGUCCGUAGAAGGGUGUGUCUGUCGACUGCUCAUUUCUAUUAUCAUUAAUGUCGCCUUCUCCCGCGUCUAGAGGGAUGUAGUCUGCAUUUUCAUUGAAAUCGUUGGUCUCAUCUGUCGAGUACUUCUGGCGUUUCGCAGCGGGGGCUUCUGUGCCUUCGUCUCGUUUUCGUUUGGCUUCUUCCUUUUUGGCUUUGUCCUCCGCUCGACGGCCCCUUUUCUGCUUUUCACGAGGCAUUGCGAUGGCAGAUUCUAGGUAGUGUGGAGAAUAUCCGCGUUUUUUAGAAUCUUGUCAGUAUUCUUCCAAAUUUG